GACACGGAUCGGGUUCCGUGGCCGUCGCGAUAUUCUCAAUUAUAUUUGUUUUUCAGUAAUUUCCAACUGAAAUUCCAGUUAUUUCUAACUUAAUUUCGAUAUUGUUUGUGACUGAAAUAAGUUCAAGUGAUAAUUGUGAUAGUGUUGUUUGUUUGUGUGUGAAAAGUUUUGUUAUUGUUUUCGGAAAAUUAUAUAGAAAAUAAACAAAGAUGAUGUACCAGAUGAUGUUUUUGGCGUCUGCGGCGCUGCUUGUGGCUGGGCAUGACCACACCCACGAGCCCAGCACACGCACGGAAGGUGGGCCGCGGCGCGCCGUCGCCCGCCUCACCAGUCCGGACGGGCACGACGUGCAUGGCAACGUGACCUUCACUGAGGAGGGGGACAAGGUCCACAUCCAUGGACACAUCUACGGCAUGCCUGAAGGGGAGUACGGGUUCCAUGUCCACGAGCUGGGUGACAUCACCGGCGGGUGCACCUCUGCUGGGGGGCAUUUCAACCCUCACAACAAAGACCACGGCCACCCUGACGACGAGAACCGCCACGUAGGCGACCUUGGUAAUCUCGAAUUCAACACUGAAAAGCUCGGCGAAAUUGACAUAGUUGACCGCCUGAUCACUCUGCAUGGAGACCACAGCGUCAUCGGCAGGACUGUCGUCCUCCACGCGAUGCCUGAUGACUUCGGCAGGACCGACCACCCUGACUCGAAGAAGACUGGCAACGCGGGUGGACGCAUCGCUUGCGGUGUCAUCGGCCGCCUGUAAUAUCCUAUUUCUAACUUUACUACUGAAUUCUAAGACGCAUUUAAGACCUAUUUAAUAAAAACUAAAUCCAUAGACUAAGCUAGGAAUAGCCUUAAUGAUUGCUGAUCUCCGAUUGGAGAUGGCACUAUCUGAAGAAGAAGAAAUCCAUACAUCUUCAUUGGUCUAUUUACUCUGGCAAGCGUAUUUUUAUCAGCAAUGACUGCCUAAUGAUUUCCCUAAGAAUUCCAAAUUGUCGGUAGUCAGAAAAAUACUACAUUCAGCAUCAUGUUAGUCUUAAAGGCGUUUUAGAAUUUGGUUAUCUUACUUUUGCGUAUAAUUUUUGAAGACGUUUUUGAGAUCGAUAACUUUCAGCUCAGAAAUUAAGGCUUUUGAAUCUGUUUUAUUACUUUUUGUUGUUCUUUUGAAGAUCCUGUAUUUUGUUAUUUUAUAUUUGUGUUGGCUUUAGUCAUUUAUUAGCGUGAAUAUACAAAGAAUACUAAAGUAAUGAAAUGGAUUUGAACUAUUUUUAUGAUAUUCGGAUAAAGUUUUUUUAUUACUCA
This is a messenger RNA of Bicyclus anynana (squinting bush brown), 1300 nucleotides long. It is a transcript of the gene Time, whose product is annotated as superoxide dismutase [Cu-Zn]. The transcript has 4 exons. Gene Ontology annotation, biological process: removal of superoxide radicals. The record is from RefSeq and is a predicted model, not a curated record. The coding region runs from base 210 to 761 and encodes 183 amino acids. NCBI's taxonomy places the organism in Eukaryota, Metazoa, Arthropoda, Insecta, Lepidoptera, Nymphalidae. Gene Ontology annotation, molecular function: copper ion binding; superoxide dismutase activity.